This is a messenger RNA of Parasteatoda tepidariorum (common house spider), 1280 nucleotides long. RefSeq lists its product as uncharacterized. The record is from RefSeq and is a predicted model, not a curated record. NCBI's taxonomy places the organism in Eukaryota, Metazoa, Arthropoda, Arachnida, Araneae, Theridiidae.
AUUAAAUCUUCUCGUGCCUAGGGUUCAGGAAAUUAUUAGGGGACCAUUAUCAGUGAAAGCGUUGUGCUUCCUUUUUCGAAAUCGCACAAACGCGAUUAAAAGUUAGUUUUACUUUUUCCGUUUUGAUGAGGUUUUCCUUUUGCUUGAGAAAAGCCGGAAUGAUGUAUUUAUAAAUCGUAAACAGAUAAUAACUUGGAAAAUCUUGAUCUGGCUAAGAAAAAGGGGAGGAGUCAACAUUUUUUCUAAAACUGCUAAGUAUAAAAAGACUUUCGGUUUCUUAAACCUCAGACAUUUCACAAAAAACCAAAGUUGGAAAAAGAGCAAAGAAGGAGCAUUCAUUAAGGCAAUCAUUAUGUCAAACAAAUACCAUUGCUUGAUUGUUGCGUUAGCAGUAUUCUCUUGCCAAGUAUUCUUACCGGUCCAUUCUUACAAACACCAACAGAACAAUGAUGGUCUAGCAGUGCUUUUGGCUGCCGGAUUGCUCGCCAAGAUCCUGCGCCAUAAGCAUGAAGAGCACCAUGUACACAUCCCAGUACCAGUACACCAUCAUGAAGAUCAUCAUGAACAUCAUGAACAUCACGGACAUCAUGGUUCUGGAUCUGCAAGGAUUCCAAUGCAACACCCAGCAGGAGUACAAGUACCAAUGCAACACCCAGCUGGAGUACCAGUACAUGCAGCAGCAUUGCCUAUGCAGCAUGUAUAUGGUGGUGCCAUGGUUGGAGUACCAUCUCAUGCAAUCAUCCGACGUAUCAUAUACACAGCACCACAACCGCAUAUGCAACAUGCUGCUCCCAAUCCACAUGCAAUGCCAUAUUAGAACUUGGUAAAUCGAAUUUUCAUUUGCAGCAACUGCCAUUAUUUCACGAUCACUUUACAUUCAGAAUUGCAUAAUUGACUGUUCAUGAUCUUUUGUUUAGCUUACUAAUUUUGCUUGUUUUUUAAAAAUUUCAUAUUUGAUUUGAACAUAUUCUCAGCAAAUUUAAAUUUAAAUUUUAUAUUGCUAUUGCAGUUUUUACAGUGAGUAUUUGUACAUAACACUUAACUAACUCAACACUGGAUUAUAAAUUUUGGAAAACCAUCAGAAUGCUUUUUAGCAUGCUGCAUUUUUAUUCUGUAAAUAAUUUAUUUUGAAACAUUCAAGCUGUGAUUCUGUAAAUUUCGCUAGUCAAAAUAGUUAUUAUUAAUGCUGAAUUUCAAACAAUUUAUUUCAGCAAACAUUUACGAUGCAAUAUGAGUUUGUUAUUAUUUAUUGAUAUAAUAAAUAUUUUAUUGUGUAUGUA